Messenger RNA from Homalodisca vitripennis (glassy-winged sharpshooter), 1175 nucleotides. Its product is annotated as putative deoxyribonuclease TATDN1. The record is from RefSeq and is a predicted model, not a curated record. Bases 251 to 1159 code for a protein of 302 amino acids. Gene Ontology annotation, molecular function: 3'-5'-DNA exonuclease activity. Lineage: Eukaryota; Metazoa; Arthropoda; Insecta; Hemiptera; Cicadellidae. Gene Ontology annotation, cellular component: cytosol. The transcript is spliced from 6 exons.
UUGUCCAGCUUCACCUUUGGGCCCUGGCCCUGGCCACUAUUCAUUCACAAGUAUAUCCUGUUUCUGAUACUACUAAGUACUAACUUCACUGGCCACUGUUACAGUAUAUUGUAAACAAACAAACAUAACCUACACGAUUUGUAAUUAGGUGUUGUGAAGUGUUCAUUAAUUAAUUAAUGAUAUCAUCUUUUGUUUUUCCUCAAAGUUCCUCAUUGUAUUUCUUUUCUUUAUCCCCUGGUUCUCGUACAUUAUGUUUACAAAAAAGGGUUUAAUCGACAUUGCUGCCAACUUGACCGACCCCAUGUACAAGGGCAUCUACAAUGGGACCAAGAAACAUGAGCCUGACCUGAGCAAUGUGCUUUCCAGAGCCUGGAAACAAGGACUAGAGAAAAUCAUUAUCACUGGGACGAGUCUGGAGGAAAGUAAAGAGGCAGUGGAAAUUGCAAAAACUGACGACAGACUGUUCUGCACGGUUGGCUGUCAUCCGACACGCUGUGAUGAGUUUAACAAGUCAGGUCAUGACAAGUACCUGCAGGCUCUCUCUGACCUCUGUGAGGCCCACAAGGACAAGGUGGUCGCUGUAGGAGAGUGUGGUCUAGACUACGACCGUAUACAGUUCUGUGCCCGUGAGACGCAGCUCAAAUAUUUUGAGCACCAGCUGGAGUUGGCCAAGAGUUGGAAACUGCCGCUGUUUCUGCACUGUCGCAAUGCAGCAGAGGACGUGGCCAAGGUGCUGCAGAGACACCAGGACAGCUUGCACGGUGGAGUAAUCCACUCCUUCGAUGGUACAGUCGACCAUGCCCAGAUGUUCAUCAGUCUGGGUUACUACAUCGGUAUCAAUGGCUGUUCGCUGAAGACAGCUGAGAACCUGGAAGUGGUGAAGAGACUCCCGGCCAACAGACUGCUGCUGGAGACCGACGCCCCCUGGUGUGACAUCCGCCCCUCUCACUCCGGUGCUCGGUACGUCACCACCACACUACCUUCUGUCAAGAAAGAGAAGUGGUCUCCAGACUGCCUCGUGAAGAGUCGCAACGAGCCUGCCAACAUUAUUCAAGUUCUGGAGGUUGUGGCGGCUGUCAGAAAUGAAAAUCCGGAGACUCUAUCAGCAAUUGUUCUAUCAAAUACACUUGAUCUGUUUUUCCCUAACAUUAAAAAAUAAAAAUGAACAUUUUUAA